Molecule: messenger RNA, 757 nt
Organism: Sinocyclocheilus grahami
Lineage: Eukaryota; Metazoa; Chordata; Actinopteri; Cypriniformes; Cyprinidae
Product: nudix hydrolase 20, chloroplastic-like
Exons: 4
Coding region: 193-654 (153 amino acids)
Molecular function (GO): 8-oxo-dGDP phosphatase activity
Source: RefSeq, a predicted model, not a curated record
GAUCAGAUUAUAUACUUAAUUAAAAUUGGAUUAUUUUAAUUACUGGUAAAUUUGAGUACAAAAACUUUGUAUGCAUGCCUUUAAGUUGGCGUAUACAGACAGACAUUUUCAUAGCAGUUCUCGCCUUUAUAAAUCCUGAUUUGUUCCUCACUUUUGACAUAGGAUGAAUUCUAUUUUCAGCAAUAUGCUGUGAUGCCCAGGUAUUGUGACCCUCCAUUGAUGUAUAUGGAGAGAGCAGCUACAAGUCUGUUUGGAGUGAAACGGUACGGCGUCCAUGUCAAUGGCUACACUCGGGAUUCAAGUGGCAACCUUAAUAUGUGGCUAGCACGACGAUCUCUGACCAAACAGACGUAUCCAGGAAGACUGGACAACAUGGCGGCUGGAGGACUGGCAGCAGGCUGUAGUGUAAGGCAUACCAUGGUAAAAGAGUGUGAAGAGGAGGCCUGCAUCCCUCCAGGCCUGGCAGAGCAAGCGCGUCCUGUGGGAACUGUGAGCUACACCUACGAAGAUGAGGAAGGAAUAUUUCCUGAGUGUCAGUUUGUUUUUGAUUUAGAGCUGCCUCUCAAUUUUCAGCCUCACAUUGGAGACGGAGAAGUGCAAGCGUUUUACUACUAUCCAAUAGAGAAGGUGAUUUUAGGUUUGAAUGCUAUGUAAUGUAUUUCAUAUAAAAUAAACUGUGACAAGUUUGCUUUGACAUAAAAUGUAUUUUGAACAUGAAAAUAUACUUUGACAUGCAAAAAAGUUUUAGCAUAGAAAA